Molecule: messenger RNA, 1635 nt
Organism: Symbiodinium sp. CCMP2592
Lineage: Eukaryota; Dinophyceae; Suessiales; Symbiodiniaceae
Source: the annotation of a GenBank genome assembly
AUGCUGCCGGCCAGCGAUGCGGUCCUUGCGGCCUCGCCCGCGGCUUCCGCAGGCACCCUUUCAGAGCUUGGUCCUCAGGAUCCAGCCAACUUCGCUUGGGCUUGCGCGACGCUGGGGUUUGAAGAAGUGGUUCCGCUUGGCGGAGCGGUGGAGGCUGCCAUGUCCAGAGCAUCAGACUCUUCCCCGCAGAACUUGGCCAAUGCAGCCCGGGGCUUUGCAGCGCUUCUGCUGCUGGGUCUGGCCUUGGUUGAUGCCACUGGCACAGCUGGCACUAUGCACUUGCGCCCGGAUCUGUGCGAGAGCGACGUCUCCAUCAGCUUGACGGGAAUAGUUUGGGCCUUCCAUUUCGUUGACCUCUUGGACGAAGGUUUCUACAGUCAGGUACGUUCCUUCCUGCGAGCCCGGGGUCGACAGCUGGAUGCAAACAACACUGGAAGAAACUGGCAUCCAGCAACUGUGGCAGAAGGGCGCUCGGUGAGCUCCGUCCCGGAGAUCGUGGUUGACUUACCCGACCGUUUUGUGCUCUUCAAACCUCCAGGCUGGGAGGUGGAUACGACAGACGCAGGCAAAGGGAAGCACCUGUCCGAGUUCGUGCAGGAUCUCGGAUGCCCCAUCUUCCGUGAUGCCGAGCACGGUUUCGGAUUGCUGCAUCGCCUCGACACCCCCAGCUCGGGCCUGAUCUUGACGGCAAAGAGCUUCGAGGCUUUUUACGACCUGAAGCUGACCGACAGCAUAUUGUUUGUCGAAGAUGUUUUUAAUUGUUGGCUGCUCGUUUCUGUGAGAGGGCUGUGCGUUACGGGAAAGGAGGCCAGUAUCAUGCUCAAAGGCUCACACCGGGCCGAAGCUGUGCGGUGUGCUGACGAUGAUUUCUGUGCCCCGGUUACUUACAUCCCAGGGGACCUUUGCAACUACAGAGUUUCCGCGCUGGAUUCCACGCUGGGUAUGUUGAAGAUCAUGUUCCAGCGGGACGAAGGAACCAUAAGGAACCUCAUCUCGUUUCUGCCCUUGACCAUGUGCGGCAAGGUUGGUCUCGGUCGAGCCACGCCGUGCGGGCCACCGAAGGGCAAGAGGCCACUGAAGAGCAAGGCCUCAGCGUUGCAGUUGUCGGUGCUGGACCUGUUGGGCUCCUUACGGCCCUGGCGCUGGCACGGCGCGGUUUCCGCAAGGUUCGGGUGCUCGAUCGCUUGCCGGAGCCGCCGAGCCCUGAUGCUGCAGUGUGGGGAGAUCCAGAUCGCUCCUACAAUUUGGGGAUUGGAGGCUGUCGCUUGGAGUUUGAUGGGCAUGUUCCGGCGCCGCGGGCAGCGGGCUUUGGCCAAAUUCGGGGCCCUGGAGCGUGUUGACCGAUGGAGCCAGACUGUGGUCGGCCGCAAGGACUGGUCAGGCGAGGGCGAGCCAAAAGUUACGAUCAACAAGCGGCGGUUCCUCACGAAAGUCAUCGCAAGAGACCGCCUCUCAAGCUGCUUGUACGAGGAGCUGCGCGAGAUGUGGCCAGAUGUUGAAGUCCAAUUCUCCAAAGAGUGCACCGCCGUGGACUUCUCCACUCCUCGGCCGCGACUCUCGCUUCGGAAUUGUGGAGCCCAGGAGGCCGAGGAGGGCUGCGCUUUGGCUGAGAUGGGGCUUCACCAGGCGCCGUAA